AUGUUAGAAAAAAAGUUUGCUGACAUUGACAAGAAAUUUGAGAAUGUUUUAAACAAGAACAAGAGGAAGUUAGAAAAUGCUCAGAUAAAGCCUAUACAUGACAAGUUCUUAUUUGCUCAGAAUGGUAUAACAGGUCUAAUUGCACCACCUGGGUCUGGUAAGACUUUCACUUAUCUUAAAAUGGCUGCACAACAACAAGAACUAGAUGAGAAGAACCCAUUCUAUGAGUUAGUUGUCAUUUGUAGUACUUCUGGUCAAUUUGACCAAACCGUCAAUUCGUUCAAAGAUAUUAUAAAGAAGUCUAAGUUAGUAUGUAUAAAAGACUCUGAGUUGUUAGAUUGGAUAAAGAAGUACCAAAGAAGAGUUUUGAAGUAUAAUGCUAUAAAUGAGUAUAUAAAUUCUAAGUUUAAAGACCCUAAUGAGGAAAUGCAGAGAAUAUUAGAGAAGAAACACUUCAGAAACAAACAGAAAGAGAUAGAAUACAUUUCGAAGAAAUUGCAAUCUUACGAUUGGAAGACUUACCCUCAUAGAUGUCUUCUUAUCUUAGAUGACUUUGCUUCUCAUCCUUUGUUAAAGAACAGAGAACAAGAUAUGUGUCGAAUUCUUAAGAAGCUCAGACACUUUAACAUCUCAGUUGUCAUUUGUGUACAGACAGCAAAGAGUUUAA
Molecule: messenger RNA, 667 nt
Organism: Trichomonas vaginalis G3
Lineage: Eukaryota; Parabasalia; Trichomonadida; Trichomonadidae
Product: protein of unknown function, DUF4106 family
Exons: 1
Molecular function (GO): hydrolase activity; ATP binding; DNA binding
Source: RefSeq, a predicted model, not a curated record